Protobothrops mucrosquamatus (brown spotted pit viper) is the source of this 947-nucleotide messenger RNA. Its product is annotated as GATOR complex protein DEPDC5-like. The record is from RefSeq and is a predicted model, not a curated record. NCBI's taxonomy places the organism in Eukaryota, Metazoa, Chordata, Lepidosauria, Squamata, Viperidae. The annotation marks the transcript as partial. Gene Ontology annotation, biological process: cellular response to amino acid starvation; positive regulation of autophagy; negative regulation of TORC1 signaling. Gene Ontology annotation, molecular function: GTPase activator activity. The transcript has 12 exons. Gene Ontology annotation, cellular component: GATOR1 complex; lysosomal membrane.
GUUGGCACCUGUGCUUACAUCACUCAGAAAGUUGAAUAUGCGGGUAUUCGGGCUCAGGCAGGUGAACUGUGGGUCAAAAGUGAGAAAGUCACCUGUGGCUACAUCAGCGAAGAUACUCGGGUGGUGUUCCGCUCGACGUCCGCCAUGGUUUACAUCUUCAUCCAGAUGAGCUACGAAAUGUGGGACUUUGACAUCUAUGGAGACCUUUACUUUGAGAAGGCCGUGAACGGCUUCCUUGCUGACCUUUUCUCCAAGUGGAAGGUAGCGCAGGUUGUGGUUCAAAAUGAACGCCGGGAGGAGUGGACUUCUCUGCUUGUGACUAUUAAGAAGCUCUUCAUCCAGUACCCGGUUUUGGUGCGCUUAGAGAAAGCAGAGAAUUUUCCACCAGGAUACAACGCCACCUCUGCUCAAGGAAAUUAUUUGGAGGCCAUAAACCUCUCCUUCAAUGUGUUUGACAAACAUUACAUCAACCGAAAUUUUGACCGGACAGGGCAGAUGUCUGUGGUCAUCACGCCAGGGGUGGGGGUCUUUGAAGUGGACCGGCUACUCAUGAUCUUGACCAAGCAACGGAUGAUAGACAAUGGGAUCGGGGUUGAUCUGGUGUGCAUGGGAGAGCAGCCCCUCCACGCAGUGCCGCUUUUUAAGCUACACAAUCGCUGCAGUUCUGGGGAUCCACGCUUGGGAGAUGACUACAAUAUACCCCACUGGAUCAACCACAGUUUCUACACUUCCAAAAGCCAACUUCAGUGUAACAGUUUCACCCCACGGAUCAAGCUGGCAGCUCGGAAGCCACAGAGUGAAAAAGCCAAAAGUAGCAGGGAAUCUUCCUUGGGUGCUCCUAAGGAGACCGAGAAUGCGCUUCCCAUUCAAGUGGACUAUGACGCCUACGAUGCCCAGGUUUUCCAUCUGCCCGGCCCCUCCAGAGUCCCACGUUACACCACCUUUAG